AUGUUAUCAAUGCUCUCGGUUGUGUAACUAUUCUUGAAACUUCUUCACAACUAACACACAUAUCUUUAUACACCAUGGAGACUUCAACAACAACCCUCCUACAACAGGAAAGGAUUCCUGAAAACUCUGAACCAAUCUCAACCCAUACACAUACCCACAGCCUUCCUCCUACUCCUCCAGGAACAGCAAAGCCAUCUCGGAUAGGUAGCUUCCACGAUCUACAAGAACUCUCAUCAGUUGAAUCUCCUCGUCUCGACCAUAUCAAGCCUUAUCCUCUACCUCCAAAAUUCUCGCCAAAGUCUGUCCUCAAGGAAGAUCUCAAGACUCCUGAUAACUUUGUUGAGAGAGAUCCACGUCUUAUUCGUCUAACUGGAGUCCACCCUUUCAACGUCGAGGCACCCCUGAGCGACUUAUACGAUGAAGGUUUCCUUACCAGCGAGAACCUUCACUAUGUCCGUAACCACGGACACGUACCUAGAUGUGAAGACGAUGACAUUCUCGACUGGGAGUUCGAAAUAAGUGGCCUUGUCGAAAACCCCAUCAAGAUGAACGUGCGGGAUCUCAUCAACGACUACCAGCAAUUGACUUAUCCAGUGACGUUCGUGUGUGCUGGAAACCGUCGCAAAGAGCAGAACAUUGUACGGAAAACCAAGGGCUUCUCUUGGGGACCGGCCGGCCUGUCAACAGCUCUCUGGACCGGUGUUGCUAUAGGAGAUCUCCUUUCUGCGGCGAAACCUAAGCGCGGAGCCCGGUAUGCUUGCUUCGAGGGAGCAGACAAGUUACCCAAUGGCUAUUAUGGUACAUCCAUCAAGCUCAACUGGUGCAUGGAUCCUAACAGAGGUGUCAUGGUGGCUCACAAGAUGAAUGGCAACCCCCUACCUCCAGACCAUGGCAAGCCUGUUCGUAUCGUCAUUCCUGGACAGAUCGGCGGUCGAAGCAUUAAGUGGCUUAAGAAGAUUACUAUCACUCAAGAGCCUAGCGAUAACUGGUAUCACAUAUAUGACAACCGUGUCCUACCCACCAUGAUCUCACCUGAAGAGAGCGCAAACUUGCCUGAGGUCUGGAAAGAUGAGAAAUACGCCAUUUACGACCUCAGCACGAAUAGUGCCAUUUGUUACCCUGCCCAUGAAGAGAAGGUGCCAUUCACGGAUGCUCCGGCAAGCUAUAAGGUGCGAGGUUAUGCCUACAGUGGUGGCGGAAGACGUAUUACAAGAGUUGAGGUUACCCUUGAUAAGGGUAAAUCUUGGAGACUCGCCAACAUCAGAUACCCUGAGGAUGACUACCGCAACGCCCCUGAAGGUGAUACUCUGUAUGGGGGGCGUGUCGACAUGUGGUGGCGCGAGACAUCCUUCUGUUGGUGCUUCUGGGACCUUGACAUUCCUCUGGAUGAGUUGAAGAGUGCAGACGACAUCAUGAUGCGUGCUAUGGACGAGUCCAUGAACGUGCAGCCUCGAGAUAUGUACUGGAGCGUACUGGGCAUGAUGAACAACCCGUGGUUCCGCAUCGUGAUCCACAAGGAGGAUCAUGCACUUCGCUUCGAGCAUCCCACUCACGCUACCCUGAAGAUCAAAGGUUGGAUGGAGCGGGUCAAGGAGGCCGGUGGUGAUCUCACUAACGGCUACUGGGGUGAGAAGGCCCCUGGCGAAGUUCAAGAGGUCGUGGUAAAGGAGCCCGAGAAGCAGAUCUGCAUGACCAACCCUCAGAUCAAUCGAAAGAUCACCAUAGAAGAGCUCAAGGCUCAUAGUGGUGAAGAAGAGCCUUGGUUCGUUGUCAAGGGCGAAGUGUACGAUGGCACUCCUUACCUCUCUGGUCACCCUGGUGGUGCAGCAUCAAUCUUUGGUGCCGCUGGUCAAGAUGCUACUGAAGAAUUUAUGGCCAUUCACAGCGAAAAUGCAAAAGCCAUGCUGCCCACAUACCACAUUGGCACUCUCGAUGAAGUAUCCCGUGCCAUUCUCAGUGGCGAUGCUACCAAGACGAACGACGACGCAGACCGAGAAGUGUUCCUCCAAGCCAAGACAUGGAGCAAGGCUAUUCUCGACAAGAAGACAUCCAUCUCACCAGAUACCAAGAUCUUCUCCUUCAAGCUCAACCACGAAGCCCAGAAGAUUGGCCUCCCCACUGGCCAGCAUCUUAUGAUGCGUCUCCGCGACCCUGCCACCCGCGAGGCUAUCAUCCGCUCAUACACACCAUACUCCGACGGCUCAGAUUGUGGCCGUCUGGAUAUUCUUAUCAAGAUCUACUACGAUACUCCCCAGCGCAAGGGUGGUGUUAUGACACAAGCACUCGAUGCCCUUCCCAUUGGCCACUGGGUUGACUUUAAGGGACCUACGGGCAAAUUCGUCUAUCAUGGCAAUGGCCUCUGCACGAUUAAUGAGAAAGAACGCCGUGUUCGCCGUUUCAUCAUGGUGUGUGGUGGUUCUGGCAUUACUCCUAUCCGCCAAGUACUCCGCGCUGUUAUGCAUAAUCCCAAAGACACGACGCCAUGUCUGGUCUUCAACGGCAACCGGAGUGUGAACGAUAUUCUCUGCAAGGAGGAGCUCGAAGAACUGGAGGCUGCCAAUCCUUCAAGAUGCCGAGUCGUUAAUGCCCUCUCUGAUCCACCACCCGAAUGGAAUGGCCUCAAGGGCUUCGUGAACCAAGCCCUGGUUCCCGAAUACAUGGAUCUGCCUAAGGCAAGUGGUGAAGGCGACGAGUUGGUGCUUGUUUGUGGACCUCCACCGAUGGUUAAGGCUGUUGAGGCCUCAUUUCUGGGCAUGGGUUUCAAAUCAGAUGAUUUUGUAUUCUUCUGAAGGAUCUUCAGGGUGAUAAUCUGACAGUCAAAGUGGACUGCUUACAUAUUUCACGAUGUUACUUUACAGGGAGGCGUGAGGCAAAUGGCGUUUAGAGGUUAGAUUAUUUUUUUGGGAUUCUUUGGCAACUCUAUAAAAUCAGAGUUCGAGUAACGUACGUAU
Molecule: messenger RNA, 2951 nt
Organism: Fusarium oxysporum Fo47
Lineage: Eukaryota; Fungi; Ascomycota; Sordariomycetes; Hypocreales; Nectriaceae
Exons: 2
Coding region: 75-2789 (904 amino acids)
Biological process (GO): nitrate assimilation; nitric oxide biosynthetic process
Molecular function (GO): molybdenum ion binding; heme binding; nitrate reductase (NADPH) activity
Source: RefSeq, a predicted model, not a curated record